Messenger RNA from Myripristis murdjan (pinecone soldierfish), 1914 nucleotides. Its product is annotated as forkhead box protein P2-like. The transcript is spliced from 16 exons. Gene Ontology annotation, cellular component: nucleus. The coding region runs from base 1 to 1914 and encodes 637 amino acids. NCBI's taxonomy places the organism in Eukaryota, Metazoa, Chordata, Actinopteri, Holocentriformes, Holocentridae. Gene Ontology annotation, molecular function: RNA polymerase II cis-regulatory region sequence-specific DNA binding; DNA-binding transcription repressor activity, RNA polymerase II-specific. The record is from RefSeq and is a predicted model, not a curated record. Gene Ontology annotation, biological process: regulation of transcription by RNA polymerase II.
AUGCCUGAGUCUCCUCUCAGUCCCACGGCAGCCCGUCAAACCCCAGCCAGCAGCUUCCUCAGUCACACAGAUAACGGCACUGGAGAGAGACUAGCUAAUGGGGACUCCUGCAGUGGAGUGAGCGCCGAAAACUGGCAGAGUCUCCAGCAUAAACAGCACGUCUUCCGGGCUAUGAUGGCUCCCCAGCAGAUGCAGCAGCUUCUGUCCCCCAGCCAGCUGCAGGCUCUGAUCCACCAGAAGCAACAAGCCCUUCUGCUCCAGCAGCAACAUCUGAAAGAGUUUUACAAGAAGCAGCAACAGCAGCUCCACCUCCACCUGCUUCAGCAGCAUCCUGACAAGAAAGUCAAAGAGCUCCUGCAGCUCCAGCAGCAGCAGCAGCUCCUCGGGGUGCAGAGACCGGUCCUGUCCUCUCGUAGCCUCUCUCCAGGUCGCCGCUCCAUCAUUUCAUCUCCACAUCAGCGCUUCCUUUUCCUCUUACUGUGCAGGCAGCAGCAGCCGAAAGCAGGGGUUCUCAAAUUUGUUCCUGGCUUCAGCCAUGCGGAGCUGCAGCAGAUAUGGAGAGAGCUGACAAGUGGAAUAACAGAGGAUAAAAACACAAAGAAGGACAACCUGGACUCUGCCAGUACCAACAUAACCCCGGCCAAAACCACAGGGAGACAAACCAAUGACCAAAAGCCUCCCUCUCCUCACAAAGAAGAAUGUGCCGUUAAAGCUGAUCGUGCAGCCACACACGCUCUCUAUGGUCACGGUGUGUGUAAUUGGCCCGGAUGUGAGUCUGUCUGCGAAAACUUCAGCCAGUUUAUCAAGCACAUUGGUAGUGAACACACUCUGGAUGACAGGAGCACCGCGCAAUGCAGAGUUCAAAUGCAGGUGGUCCAGCAGCUAGACCUUCAGCUCUCGAAAGAACGAGAGCGUCUGCAAGCGAUGAUGGCUCACCUGCAUUUGCCACCUCUAGAAGCUCAGACGCUCUCCGCACCCGUGCUGAGCUCUUCCUUUCCUCACGGUGCCCAGCUGUUGGUACCAGAUGGCUGCCAGUGUGUCUCAGACAACAGACAUGCUGCGCUCGACUCGGCGCAGAGUCUGUCCGUCUCCAAGAGCCUGCCUUCGGUGAGCCCCCCUGACUUAGCGCCCCCACCUCUGGCCCCUGCCAGCCCCCCAUCUCAGGGGUUUGGAGGAGCCUCACCCGGUCAUACUUCAUGCUCUGGGGCCAUAAGACGACGUCAUCACGCCCCAGUAAACUCACUGUCCCCAGAAAAUGAAUAUGAGCUCUACAAGAACACUGACAUCAGACCACCUUUCACCUAUGCAACACUUAUAAGACAGGCUAUAAUGGAAGCGGCGGACAUGCAGUUAACCCUCAACGAGAUAUACAGCUGGUUCACACGGACAUUUGCUUAUUUCAGGCGUAACGCUGCAACUUGGAAGAACGCAGUGCGCCACAACCUGAGCCUGCACAAGUGUUUUGUGCGUGUGGAGAAUGUGAAGGGCGCCGUGUGGACAGUGGAUGAGGUGGAAUACCAGAGGAGGCGGUCCCAGAAGAUCACAGGAGGUCCCUCUUUGAUGAAAAACAUGUCCUCUAGCCUCGCUUUUGGGAGCAUUCUGAAUGCUAGUUUACAGACGGCGCUGGCUGAAGCAUCUCUACCAGGAUUCAAGAAGGAGUGUGGAAGCCGAAACUUCCUGAGUCAAAUACAGGAGAACAGGUCACCUGACUUGGACAGCGGCAGCCACAUGAACGCAGACUCCUCUCCACGAGGCCACCAGUUGCUGUUUCUCAAAGAGGAAGCGCUGAAUUUAGAGGACCAAGAGCCUCAGAUUUGUACCAUAAAACCACCCAGUCUGCAGCAGGACAUGACUGAAGCCGCCGAACAGCAGCUGUUUGACCUUGAGGGACCCCUGACACUGGUGGGGUCUUAG